AUGCAUUCACAUCACAGUCAUAGUGGAGAUUAUGUAGCUCAUGCUACAGAUACGCUAGAAGGAAUUGCCGAUAGAGCGAUUGAGAUGGGAUUUGAGACUUUUUGUUUAACUGAACAUAUGCCUCGAAUCGAUUCAAAGUUUUUAUACCCAGAAGAGAUUGAACAAAAUUAUGGGAUUGAAACUUUGGAGACAAACUUUGACAAAUUUUAUCACCAUGCUAGAAGGUUACAGAAAGAAAAAAUAAAAUCUGGUUGUAAGACUCAUUUUCUAGUUGGACUUGAAGUUGAAGGUAUUGAUGAAGCGCAUAUUGAAUUUGCAGCGCAGAUUUUAGAGAAAUAUGACAUUGACAUGACUGUUGGUUCAGUCCAUUUCGUCAAACAGAUACCAAUUGAUUUCAACCGAGAGAAUUGGGAACUUGCGAAGGAUCGUUGUGGUGGUAUUCGAGGAUUAUUCAAGGAAUAUUUUGAACUUCAAUAUAAAGUGUUGACAAAAUUGAAACCUCUCGUUGUUGGUCACUUUGAUUUGAUUCGGUUGUUUUCAGAUGAUGAUGACUUGGAUGAAACUACUGGCUUAACUCUAGGCCAAAUUGAAUUGGUCCAAGACUGGCCAGAGAUCUGGGAUCUGAUAACUCGUAACUUGAUCUUUAUUAAUUCUUAUGGUGGGAUAAUAGAAUUCAACAGUGCAGCCAUAAGAAAAGGUUGGAAAACACCUUAUCCUAAAAUGGAUAUAUGUCAAGCUGUUAUACAGUACUGUGGAAGUCGUUUUUGUCUCAGUGAUGACUCCCAUGCCAUAGCUCAAGUUGGUUUAAAUUAUCACAAGGUCAAAGAGUAUGUCAAUGAGCUCAAGCUGAAAAAAUUAUUGUAUUUGGACUUUGAUUCUGCUUCUGGGAAGAUAGAAAUAAAAGAAAAGCCGGUUGAUGAUUUCAAUUCUAGUGAGUUCUGGAGCCAAUACUCACAAUAA
Messenger RNA from Hansenula anomala, 960 nucleotides. RefSeq names its product histidinol-phosphatase (gene HIS2). Lineage: Eukaryota; Fungi; Ascomycota; Saccharomycetes; Phaffomycetales; Wickerhamomycetaceae. The transcript has a single exon. Gene Ontology annotation, biological process: L-histidine biosynthetic process. The record is from RefSeq and is a predicted model, not a curated record. Gene Ontology annotation, cellular component: cytoplasm. Gene Ontology annotation, molecular function: histidinol-phosphatase activity. Bases 1 to 960 code for a protein of 319 amino acids.